Messenger RNA from Homarus americanus (American lobster), 2345 nucleotides. RefSeq names its product caspase-2-like. Lineage: Eukaryota; Metazoa; Arthropoda; Malacostraca; Decapoda; Nephropidae. Gene Ontology annotation, molecular function: cysteine-type endopeptidase activity. The coding region runs from base 1 to 1713 and encodes 570 amino acids. The record is from RefSeq and is a predicted model, not a curated record. The transcript has 6 exons. Gene Ontology annotation, biological process: proteolysis.
AUGAAGCUUCUGAUAGCGGCAGCCAUAAGAGAGGGCGUCAUCACAAACUAUGACCCGACCAGCCUUCAGUACCAUUGUGUGGUGUGCCCCAGGACGGGGACCGGGGAAAUCCUCAUUCAUCUCAAAAGUAAAGAACACAAGAACAGUCUUAUAUGGGAGGCUGUGAAAGGCACCCUGCACUUGGAGUUCUCCCUCAGUCAUCUUUCUGAUGUCGUCCGCGAAGCAAAACUCAACAACGAAGUGACGACUGUUGAUAAAAGUCAUUUUUCGUAUCAGUGUAAAAUCUGUGUAGGAAAGAAACCAUUUAACGGGUUGGCUCCUCUUGAAGCUCACCUGAGAGGACAACCACAUAAGAAAGAAAAGGAGAGCAACAAAUUUCUGUCUACUCUGCCAGAUAAAGAUCCUGGUGUUUCCAAGCCACCUAAUCCCACCUACACACCACAGCCCUACACACCACAGACCAGCAACACACCAACACAGGCUAGCUACACACCAGCACAGCCCAAUUACACACUAUCACAGCCCUCCUACACACCACAGACCAGCAACACAUCCCUACAGCCCACCUACACAUCCCUACAGCCCACCUACACAUCCCCACAGCCUUCUUCAGUCCUCCAACAAACCGCAGCCAGCGGUGGUCAUCUGCCCUCGAGGGUUGUAUCCGACUUGGUGAGUUCGGAGAUCCUGACCCCCGAGGCGAGAGAAGCCAUCAGUUCGGGGAUAGUGAGAGAGAAUGAGAUGUCCUACUUCUGCAACCUCUGCCAGGUGCCACUGACAGGUGACGCACCCUUGAACCAACAUAUCAAGGGCACUAGACACAAGAAGGCCCAGAAGGUGGCCCUGCAGCAUCAACACCUGCCGGAUAUUGGAGCCCUAACUCUAACACCUGACUCACGCAUGUUGAUCAACAGCCCAAAUGCGGAUCAUCCUCCCCCUACCACUAACCAGAUUGACGGUGUGUUGCCAUUUCCGUGGACUGUGAAGUCGUGCGCGAGUCCCAUACCACCGUCUGAGAAAGUCUACCGGAACCUCAGUACGCCCCGGGGUCUGGUUUGUAUCUUCAAUUACCAUUUUUCUGGCCAAAACACGCGGUUGGGAGCGAGGACUGACUCACACAACCUCAAAACCUUAUUUACUAGGAUGGGUUACCGAGUUUACCUGUACGAGGACCUCACCAAACAAGGGACACUAGAUCAACUGAAGAACAUUCAGCAGGACAAAGAUCUUGCAAUCUACGACUCCUUCAUCUUGAUUGUUCUUAGUCACGGCGUAAAAGACUUGAUGUUUUGUACCAACGGCAUCGAGCUAACAGAGAAGCUAAGUCUGGAUGAUGUGCGUUACCACUUCGUUGACGGCUCGUGUCCCAACCUGAGGAACAAACCCAAGAUAUUCCUGGCGAACUUCUGCCGCGGAGAGACGCAGGAGGAAUCACGGUCCUUGCAGACAGAUUCCAUCACAUCCCAAAUCACUAAUGCUCCUCAAGAUAUGAAGACCAUUUACGCCAGCAUCAACAACUUCCGUGCGUUGAGAGAUCCGGGGAGAGGUACUGUAUUUGUGCAGGCGCUGUGUGACGUCCUGGCUAAUCACGCCCAUGACAGUGAGCUAAGUGACCUCUACCUCGAACUGUGUAAGAACAUGCAGUCAAAGGCUGGAACCACCCCGGAGGAACAGAACUAUAGAUUCAAGCAGUUCUAUUUCAACCCGUUGUAAGGGAAGUGAAUAUAAAGUAACCAUACUGAUCCAAUAUAAUACUAGAUGAAAAAAUAAAAACAUAAUGGAAAUAUUUAUUGAAGAAUGAAAUAUCAGAUGAAAUGGGUUAAUUUAAUGUGUGGGAUAAAUUGUUACAUUAUUUACACGUAUAACAAGCGAUGUAUCGGCAGAGAAUAAGAGCAUAAGAAAAAGGUUAAGUUAAAACUACUGACGAAGGAAGUACCAACAGCUAAUACUGUAAUAGAAAUGUUGACUGAGAAAUAUAGACGAUAUAAGGAAAGCAAUUGAAUCCCUAACUCACACACACACACUGUAACACUCUCUCCAAAAAAGUGGUGAUCGAUGAAUUCAAAAUGAACACUGUGACUCCUGUUGUCUCGAAAGGUUUGUCAAAAUCCAACGUCCGUUGUGUCAUAUUGUUUCACAAAGUCGUAAAUAUACUUUUUGGAUGAAGUAUUACGUCCAGGAAGGAGCAGAGUGCUGGUAGACUUUACUGAUUUGUUGUUAUAACCCAAGUGUAUCAGACUCAACCUCUGGAUGGUGAUCUAACUAUUAAGGAAAAAUCUUUUGUAUGCCAUUUAUCCAUAUGAUUAGUAUUGUAUAUAAUAAACAGUAAAUUAAAAACAUGGUAA